UUUAGAUCUAUUUGGAUAUGGCUCAACCGAUAGAAAAAGGAAACGUUCAGAGGAAGAUUCUACAAAGGACGAAAAUUUAAAAGUAAAACAAAGAAAAUUGAACCGAGAUCCUAUAAGAGCAUCGAAAAAGAGACCUAUAGUGAUAAAACAAGGGUUCAAAGUCAAUGAUCUUGAUACUG
Messenger RNA from Paraglomus occultum, 179 nucleotides. The record is from the annotation of a GenBank genome assembly. Lineage: Eukaryota; Fungi; Glomeromycota; Glomeromycetes; Paraglomerales; Paraglomeraceae.